This is a messenger RNA of Ostertagia ostertagi, 1077 nucleotides long. The record is from the annotation of a GenBank genome assembly. Lineage: Eukaryota; Metazoa; Nematoda; Chromadorea; Rhabditida; Trichostrongylidae.
AUGGCCGAAGUGUCACGGGUCCACAUGCAGAAUGAACUUGCUAUGUUCUCCGGUGGCGAUUGUGCUCCAUAUUCGGAUCUGAGUAUAGCUGUGGGACCCGAAGAGGAUCGGGUCGUGUUUGCGGUGCACAAAUACAAGCUUAUAACACAUUCGGAUGUCUUUCGUGCUAUGCUAGAACACAAUAUGGAGGAAAGCAAGACGAAUAUGAUUAUAAUAGAGGAAUUCUCGCCGACAGCCGUGAAGAUAAUGUUGAUUUUCUUGUAUACCGGUUCAGUAUGUCCUCAGGAGUUGGAAUUAGAAGAUGCGUUCGACGUGAUGCAAUUAGCAGAGAAAUACAAUAUUCCCGCCCUCAAAACCAUGUGUGAGCAGGAUCUCAUUUCGAGGGUCUGCGCUGCAAACGUCAUUGAUUGUAUGGUGUUGGCAGACUUUCACCAGGCUAGUCAUCUGUAUGAGCACUGCAUCGAUUUUAUGAAUGCGAAUAGAUGCGAUACGCUAAACACGGAAUCGUGGUCAGCGUUGAAGGAUCGAAAUCCGAGACUCAGCAGCUCAAUAAUGGAGCGCAUGAUCCGUUCAGAUCACACAACGAUGGGGCGCAUGGACGUGGAGAAACUGCGGUAUCUCGAGAGAGAAGACUUUCGAGUGCUGAUCGCUGUCGAGAUGGGAAUGAAGAAUCACGAAGUUGUUCCUUUACCGCUGAUUUCGGCGAUAGCAGGGAUACAUCGAGGAGCUGUUGCGCGGAUUCUCUCUACUCUUUGUAAACAUUCUCUGGUUGCGUUUGAGAGGAGCAAAAAGUUUGAUGGAUACCGUCUUACCGUACUCGGUUACGAUUUUCUUGCUCUAAAAGCAUUGUGCACUCGCGGCGUUGUGGGCAGUAUUGGAGUCGGAAAGGAAUCGGACGUUUAUGUUGGUGGUGACCCCGAGAGAAAUGAGUAUGCGUUCUUGAAAGCCCUCGCAGACCGUGGAUUUCCUGUUCCGCGACCAGUGGACGUUUGUCGCCAUCUGGUAGUUAUGGGUCUCAUUGAAGGACGUACUCUUUGCCAUGUCGAUCACGUAGAGGAUGUUGGCACAUUGUAUGAC